GACAAGAUGGCGGCGCUGAGGGCGCUGCGGUGGCGGCGCCUCCCGGGGCUCGCACCGAGGCGGCUCCGGAGCACGGCGGAGCCCCCCGAGGAGCGGCCGCAGUUCCCGGGCGCCUCGGCCGCGUUCUCGGAGCGCCUGGAGUUCAUCCAGCCCCAGGUGCUGGCCGGGAUCCCCGUGUACCGCGUCAUGGACCGGCAGGGACACGUGCUGCGGGACACGGAGGAUCCCCAGCUGCCCCGGGAGGAGGUGCUGAAGCUCUACCGGACCAUGACCCUGCUCAACACCAUGGACCGGAUCCUGUACGAGUCCCAGCGCCAGGGCCGGAUCUCGUUCUACAUGACCAACUACGGCGAGGAGGGCACGCACGUGGGCAGCGCCGCCGCCCUCGACGCCAACGACCUCGUCUUCGGCCAGUACCGCGAGGCAGGUGAGACCGGCUGGGCCAGGUGUGCCAGGCGGGCACAGUCCGGAUUUAACCGAAAUCCCCGUUUCUCGGCCCGAGCCGCAGCGGUGGGCGCGGCGUACGCCAUCAAGCGCGCGGACGCCAGCCGGGCGGUGGUCUGCUACUUCGGGGAGGGGGCGGCCAGCGAGGGCGACGCGCACGCCGGCUUCAACUUCGCCGCCACGCUGGAGUGCCCCAUCGUCUUCUUCUGCCGCAACAACGGCUACGCCAUCUCCACGCCCACGGCCGAGCAGUACCGCGGCGACGGCAUCGCGGCGCGCGGCCCCGGCUACGGGCUGCCCUCGGUGCGCGUGGACGGCAACGACGUCUUCGCCGUGUUCAACGCCACGCGGGAGGCGCGGCGCCGCGCCGUGGCCGAGAACCGGCCCUUCCUCAUCGAGGCCAUGACCUACCGAAUCGGGCACCACAGCACGAGCGACGACAGCUCGGCGUACCGCUCGGUGGACGAGGUGAACUACUGGGACAAGCAGGACCACCCGAUCUCGCGGCUGCGCCUCUUCCUGCAGCGCCGCGCCUGGUGGGACGAGCGGCAGGAGCAGCAGUGGCGCCAGAGCUCCCGCAAGAUGGUCCCGUUUUGGGGAGAAAUCCCGCGGGUUUGGACCUACGGGGAGCACUACCCGCUGCAGCACUUCCAGAAGUGA
This is a messenger RNA of Lonchura striata (white-rumped munia), 1104 nucleotides long. The record is from RefSeq and is a predicted model, not a curated record. NCBI's taxonomy places the organism in Eukaryota, Metazoa, Chordata, Aves, Passeriformes, Estrildidae.